CUGUAAAAUCACAUCGACUGCUAAGAAACUUUUUAUCCGAACCUUUUGUUCCUGUAUACGACAGCCGCCGAUUAACAAGACUGAAUGCCCGCAUUCUCCGGCAGAUACAAGAUGAGGACUGAUCUCAAGACGAACUCCGAUCGCUCAUCCACAUCAAAGCAAAACCCCAAGUCAAGCCAAAAACCAUGCUUCUAUGCACUGCCGGCUGAGAUCCGCCUCAUCGUCUACGACUACAUUUUAGACGACUACAGCAAUGACAAGAUGCCAGAAUCACAUCGUAGAUCGAAGAUGAUGGUACAAAGAGACAAGCUGGUACAGCUAUUCGGAUGCAGACCGUCGAACAAGGCCGCAAAGACGCUUUUCGUCGAUUAUAUUGGCACGGCACUGGUUCCCAAUCACAUCGAAAUCAGGGCCAACAUCCACACAUGGGCCGUGUCGGUCUCGAAAGGACACCGGGCUCAAGUCGUCACCAAUGCCCAGGAGAUGCCAGCCAUCACCCUCGCCUCGAAGGCGAUUCGGCAAGAAAUCCUGCCAGCAUUCUUCAGCCGCUUCUACGCCCUCAACCCCCAGAACGAAGACGACACUCCCUGGUUCGCCCGUAGCUCCACCAGAAGAAACAUCACAAGUUCGAAUCUCCCGACCUACAAUAUGAGCCCUUCCCUCUGCAAACACUCCACCCGCUUCAUCUACCACCGACCCAACAGCCCCAUAAUUCUCACCUUCGCCCGCCGCGCCCUCCCCCUCGUCCACAACCCUGAAGGAGGAGAAAACCCGUACACCAUCACCCUCACCCACAAAACCCUCUGGACCAUGACCCUCACCAUCCUCCAAACCACAACCUUCACCCGAAAAGCUCACCAUCAACCCUCCAUGCGGCCCGCACCUAGCCUCCAUCCCCUCACGACAACAAACUUCUCAUCCGAUCGCCCGGAAAUCCUCCUCGACGAGGACGAUCCUCGAAGACCCGGGGUCAUCUUCGCCCGCGACUUCGCGGAGGCGUUGUCGCGCGAUCUGCAGGGUCGUUUUUGCAACACUACUACGUCUGCGGACGGAGAGGAGGAGGGGGAAGGGGAGGAAUUGGGAGGGUCCGCGGAGAGGGUGGCGCGGCUUUGGGAGCGGUGUCGAUUUUGGGAGGAGAGGGCGAUGGAAGGGGCGGUUAGGGGGAAGGGGGGCCGGUGGGUGCUGGAUGGGGAUUUGAGAAGGUAGUCCGGUUUGGUCGAGGGCGGGGCGUUUCCUUUUUCCAUGGGGCUCCUUUCUUUGGAUUUGGAUGGGGAGGUGUUCUUCUCAGAAUUUGUGCAGGUUGCUUUUUCUGUGGACGGGAGGGUGGGCGUUGAUUGACCACAACGUCAGGGGCGUGAGAUUGGAAUUCGAACAGCAUGAGCUCCUUCGUAUGAAAGGACUUCGGUGGGUGUGAUGAUCUCUGG
Molecule: messenger RNA, 1424 nt
Organism: Dissoconium aciculare CBS 342.82
Lineage: Eukaryota; Fungi; Ascomycota; Dothideomycetes; Mycosphaerellales; Dissoconiaceae
Exons: 1
Coding region: 85-1206 (373 amino acids)
Source: RefSeq, a predicted model, not a curated record